UAGGAGGGUUUAACAGGGAGUGUUUUGUCGGGAGUUGCCUGUCACCAAGGAGAAGGCGAACAGGACUCUCAAGAGGAAACACAACAGAGCGUUGACCAGGCCCUGAAAAAGAGUGUCUCCCUCUUUUUCUGGAUCUUGCACCAGAAAUUCUGAAAAUUCCUUAAGGGGUGGUGAAGGUGAGGGUGUAAAAUGGGAGGCUUGUGGUUUAAGGGGGAUGCGAGAGUUGCCUCGUGGAGCGUUUGCUGACCAACGGGAGAGACAUUCACCUGCUUGCUGAGAAGGAAUAUUCAACUGGUGACCAGAACUAACCAUCAGGACCGCGAGGUCAUGAGAUGCGGAUCUUGGGAAGUCCUCUCAGAGAAGCUCCUGUCUUACUGGUAUUUUGAUAAGAGGAUUUGGCCAUGUUGCUUAGGGGAUCAAAUGUUCCCUGGUUCUGUGAGAACUGAUGGAGAACAAAGGAAGGGACGAGAGGAGGGAGUAAGUUGGCUCCAUACACAAUACAACCUCCAUGGGGAUUCUUUGAUGCCUCAGGUGGUUGGGAGCCGUUCAAGGAAUGGGGGCUCAUAAAUGUCAAGGAGAAAACUGGAAUUCUAAAGGCUGAUAAGCAACUUUCUCACUGAGUCCCCUUCAGGGCUCUUCUUGCAGGAAAAUGCCAGGAAUGCAAGAGACUCGCAUGAAGAGCAUCCGUCUGUAUAAGACCAGCGAGCAAUACCUCUACGCCAUGAAGGAGGAUUUGGCGGAGUGGCUCAAGGAACUCUAUGAUCUGGACAUCGACGUGGGGUCCUUUCUGGAAGUCCUGGAGACGGGGAUCUUGCUUUGCCACCAUGCCAAUAGCACCACCCAAGUGGCUCAUGACUUCAAGCAGAGGUACCCGGGUCUGGGCAACAAUCUCCAGCUGCCCAUGUGUCAGGUGACUUGCAAUGACUUGGCCCAGCCGGGGACAUUCCAAGCCAGAGACAACGUGUCCAACUACAUUCAGUGGUGCCGGAAGGAGAUGGGCAUUCAAGAAGUCCUGAUGUUUGAGACGGAGGACCUGGUCUUGCGCAAAAAUGAAAAGAACUUUGUCCUCUGCCUCUUGGAGGUGGCCCGGCGAGCCGCCCGCUUCGGCAUGAGCGCCCCCACCCUCGUCCAACUGGAGGAGGAGAUCGAGGAGGAGAUCCGCGAGGACUUGAACCUGCCGCCAGAGGAGACGCCCCUCCCCAGGGCCCGGAGGAAGCCUGACAACUUCAGGAACCUGGACCAGAUGGUCCAGAACCUCGUCAGCUGUUGCACCUGCCCCGUUCAGUUCUCUAUGACCAAAGUCUCCGAAGGGAAGUACCGCGUGGGCGAUUCGAGCGCGCUCAUUUUUGUUAGGAUCCUGCGGAAUCAUGUGAUGGUCCGAGUGGGCGGUGGCUGGGACACCCUGGAACACUACUUGGAUAAGCACGAUCCCUGCCGAUGCACCUCGCUCUCUCACAAACAAGCCUUGAAGAUGGGCAGUCCUCAGAAGGUUCAAGCCACGCAGGUCCAACACGAGAUCACAGCCCGCUUAACGCCCAGGAAAAACAACCCCCACAAGCCCCAGCCUGCUUUAAUUGUCACCCGGUCCCAAAGCCCACUGCCCCCAGUGGAGUGGAGGACCUAUACGCUCCACAGCCAAGGCACAGGGGGGAAGGUUCCACCUUCAUCUUCAUCACCACCAAACAACGGUGGUCGCAGUGACAGGAAAACGGCAGGCCUGCUGAUCUCCCCGGAGCCCUCGGAACAUCGCAGGGUCCCUUCAAUCAGGGUGAGGGAACGCUCUGUUACUCCAGUCCGGAAGUUGUCAGCCCCUGAAGAGAGACCCGGAUCCAAGCUAGCUCUCUCGGCACAGAGUGGAAGAGAGGCCUGUUGUGUCCUGUUCCAGCAGAAUGGAAACAUGGAGAACAACUUGCAUGUUCAGCAACCUCUUCUGGAGCCACAACGUGGAUGGUCACCCAACAGAGUCCAGAUGCUGGCUCCUCAGAAACAGAAACCAGAGAGGCUGGCACUGCCUGGAACCGUUGCAAGGAGGGAUGCAGUGAUUCGGCUACCAGGAAAGUUCCAGCAAGAAAUGAAUGGCCCACAGACUCGUUCAUCUAGCCCAACCAAGUCCUUCCAGGCACCUUACCAACAGCCUGCCAAGGCCCUGAUGGAAAGCUCAGUGGGACCGCAAGGAGGGGUUACUGGAAAUGGAUGGAGGAAGGACUUGAUAGCCCGGCGAUCACCCUCUCCAAUAAAACACGUGUGUCUGGUUCAGAAAGAGAAUGGCAGCCCCAAGACCUCAGGUAAAGUUGUUCCAACUUCCAGAAGGCCUCCAGCUCUUAGUAAGAGCUAUCAGGAGACCUUCUGCCUUAGAAAUGGGGGUAAUAACUUGGACAAAGGCCCAGCCAGCUUGCACAGCAAAGGACUGCUCAAGAAUGAGGCUGCUCUUCAGAGAGAACGGGACAAGAUGGGCAAUCUGGAAGAAUCAAUUGUCAGGCUUUCUGAUAGCUCAGGGGAUGGAAUUGGCCAAUUGACCUUGGGACCAAAAAUGAAAGGCAGCAGGACAUCAUUGGGGCAAGAGAGCAUUCCAGGAAGCCCUUGUAAGGAUGAUCAAAAGAGUUAUGAAGACACUAAGGAACCUGCAGGGGAAAAGGAACGUGUCUAUACACCGCUGCCUAUUAACCUAGCUGAAGAGCAAGCUUUGUAUAGGAGCCUAGAGGAUGAGAUUUUGGCCAAUAUCAGGGAGCUGGAGGAAGUCUCUGAAGGCAGCUACCUUUCUAGAGGACCUCAGUCGGAAGGGUUUGGAAUGGACCAUGAUCGAGGGAGAGACUGUAUGGCCUUAUCCCCUAAUGGGCAGAAGUCAUUCACACCCACCCUGUCCCCUUUGCAGAACACCACAAUCAGGACCUCAGUCUCUGGGGAAGGUGUGCCUCGGAGUGGAGUGUAUGUGCCCAAAAGAGAGGUGAGAUGGCUGGGCACAGCUGGGCUGCACUAUGACAGUGUGAUCCAAGAGCUCUCCAUGACACUCAACCAGGAACGCGCGGGGACUGAGGAAAGUUUGCCUCUGUUGAGUCGUUCUCUGGUGAAUGGAAACCAAGCUGAAAAGACAUUUCUGGGGAGACAGGGAGCUCCUGAGGAGAACUGUGUAGCCCCUGAAAUGGAAGAUGAAGAACCAUCUCACACAGUCCAUGAAGCUCAAGCAGAAGUCAACACAAAUGGUGGAAACUCUCAAGAAGUGCCAGAUGGAGUCUUUGAUUCUCCAGAGAGUCUUACCGCUCCUGGGGACACAAAACUGCCUCAGAGUAAGCUGAGGCGGUCUCUGAAGAAACCGGAGCGCGUGCCCUCCAUUUACAAGCUGAAGCUGCGCCCCAAAAUCCGACCACGCAGAGACAACAGGCCGGAAAAGAGGCCUUCAAAGAUUCCCACUCCGGUUGCAUGCAGACACGCCCAGAGAGGGUCCCGUGUUAAGGGCCAGGCAAAAGCCCACAGCACCAAAUCCCAGACCCCAGAUGGCCCAGUUAGUGGGAGGCAAAAUAACUCAGGGAACACUGGGUCUGAAGGCCGGGCUGUGCUUUCUGAGUACAGCCCAUCCUCCAAGCAAGAUGGGGAUCCUGGGAGGAAAACAACCAUGACAGAGGGGAAAAUGGAGGUGUCAGAUGAAGAGGAAUCCUGGGUGUGACAUUUUCUAAAUAUGCAAUUGCAGUCUCACUGUUGCAAUUGCAGUCUCACAAUUGCAAUUGCAGUCUUUUGAUCUGCUUAACCCCCAUCUCCAAGCUUUGCAACCAGCAGCCUCACUUUUUUUUGCAAGAAGGAUGCAUUGAGAUUUGCAUCACAUGUGUUUACAGUUAUGUGUUAGCUACAUGAUAUGUUGAAUGGUUACCUCCCUCCUACUCUCUCAGCUUCCUAAAUAAUUAGCAGGCACUGAUUGCAGGUCUUUGCUUAUAACCAUAAGGACUA
Messenger RNA from Rhineura floridana, 3939 nucleotides. RefSeq names its product growth arrest specific 2 like 2 (gene GAS2L2). Gene Ontology annotation, molecular function: cytoskeletal adaptor activity; microtubule binding; actin filament binding. Lineage: Eukaryota; Metazoa; Chordata; Lepidosauria; Squamata; Rhineuridae. The record is from RefSeq and is a predicted model, not a curated record. The transcript has 6 exons. The coding region runs from base 650 to 3661 and encodes 1003 amino acids. Gene Ontology annotation, cellular component: microtubule plus-end; actin filament; stress fiber. Gene Ontology annotation, biological process: microtubule bundle formation; protein localization to microtubule plus-end; actin crosslink formation.